GGCUGGUGGUAGCGGGAUACGUUUCGACCCUUGACUUCCCCUCGACAACCGGAUCCCUCUCCGUUCCAGCGAUCAAGCCCUCGACCUCGCCCAUCCUGCGGUUGCCGGCGGCGGUGGAUUGGCGCCGCCGGUACUGGCUACGCCGUUCCUCAUGGGGUCUUCCGUCUCUCUGCUCGCCGUCUCCGCCACCCUCCUCAUCGGCGCCGGAUGUUUCGCCUUAGGUUACCUCCUUGCCUCCGCCUCGCCGCCCUCUCCCGGCGGCGACCACAACAAAAGGAGGAAGACGGCCGGACUCCGCUUCCUCUCCUGGGCCCAGACCGUUGUCUCCAAGGCCAGCGCGACCGCCGUGGCCGCCGCCGCCGCCGCCGAGACAGGGGACACGGAGAGGACCAGGCAGAAGAAGCCCGCCCUCCUUGAGAUUGAGAACCUGGCCGAUAUUCUCGAAGACUUCAAAAUGGUUCUGGUUGUUAGGAAUGAUUUAAAGAUGGGAAAAGGGAAGAUUGCUGCGCAAUGCAGUCAUGCCACUUUAGGUUUGUACAAGAAGCUUCUUCAUAGGGCACCCAAAUCAUUGAGCAGGUGGGAAAUGUGCGGGCAGGUUAAAGUGGCUCUGAAAAUUGAAAGCGAGGAAGAUCUGCUUGUUUUACAAGAAAGAGCAAAGUCACUAAAGCUACCAACCCAUGUUACUAUUGAUGCAGGGAGAACACAAAUUGCACCAAAUUCAAGGACAGUAAUGGCUAUUCUUGGACCUGCUGAUGUGGUUGAUGAUGUGACGGGUGGCUUGAAGCUUUUGUAGUGUUGUAUUAUCGAGUCAGCAAUCCAGAUAGUCAUCUUGCUGAGGAAGCUGAAUGAAAAUCCUGAUUUCCAUUGUUCCUGGCUGCUCAGAAAAGCAGGCAGAAUGCACACUCUGUUCAAGAGCAGAAAGCCUUGGUUUCCGCUACCCUCACAAGAUGUAGUUGGCCGUGUUAAAUCCCUCAGCUCCAUUCAGCCCCUAUUGAUUAGCUGUGCAUUUCAUUAAAGGAUUUUUGAUUUGGACUUGUUUAUUUUCAGCAGCUAAUUAAACUUUUUAAAUGUGGAUGCCACAUCAGGCACUGGUUUGUUUUUGUAGAUCUUCUACAUGCAAGGCAUGCAGUGAGCUGUGGUUAGCCCCAUGGCUCUCUAGGAAAGAGACUUGGUAUAAUCCCUACUCUGUAACCCCAUAAUGAAAUGGCUUUACAUUUAUUCGAGGAUCAUAA
Elaeis guineensis (African oil palm) is the source of this 1232-nucleotide messenger RNA. RefSeq lists its product as uncharacterized. The record is from RefSeq and is a predicted model, not a curated record. Gene Ontology annotation, molecular function: peptidyl-tRNA hydrolase activity. NCBI's taxonomy places the organism in Eukaryota, Viridiplantae, Streptophyta, Magnoliopsida, Arecales, Arecaceae. Gene Ontology annotation, cellular component: mitochondrion; cytosol.